AUGAAGGAAAUGUCCUGCUUCUGCAUGACUUUUUCUUCCUUGUUGGAGCAGAUGGUGAAGGCUUACAAAUACAUGACUGGUAUUUUUUCAGUGACUCAUACCUCAAAGCAACAGGCUUCAGACUGUGAUAAGCAGCCAACAGAGAUGGAUGUGAGCUUUCUUGAGGAGCAGUAUGACCAUAUAAAACAGAAGCAAAAACUGCAAUCACACGUUAUUAUUUUUAAAACAGGUGAACAUGAAUCUGUUAUCCCAAAAUCAAUGGUCAAUACUGUUAUAAUUAAUAAAAAAGUUAGAUCAAAGUCAUUUACAGAGCAUGUUCCUGUCAGAAAGGUCAGACUGGAGAUGACCAGCAGUGGCAACACACAAGACAACUCACUAUGGCAUACCCAUCUGGGAAUUCACCGUCUGGUGCAAGCCCCUUAUGAAGGAGUUAUCCAGGAUGUCUCCCACUGCAAGAAUGGACCAUGCAACUUUGACAAACAAAGACUGAUUUCACAGGGAAACAGCACACUACAAUCCAAGGAAUUAGAAGGAGCUAAUGAACUAUCUGCACCCAGUCAACUGGGAAGUUCAAGCAUGUUGAACACUUUCAGUAAAGAGAACGGCAGCAGCAUUUCAAGCACCUGCCCAAAGCCUUCUCCGAAAUCAGCCACUUCAGCAGUUUGGACACAUCAACACAUUUCUCCUACAAAAUGCAUGUCAGCCUGCAAUAAACUGAACUUUUACCCUUUUCCUAAUAAGAAAGGGCCAAGAGUUUCUGAAGCAGCAAAGAGGCUUGGAUUAUAUGUCUCAGAAUGA
Messenger RNA from Melopsittacus undulatus (budgerigar), 798 nucleotides. It is a transcript of the gene C1H9orf152, whose product is annotated as chromosome 1 C9orf152 homolog. The record is from RefSeq and is a predicted model, not a curated record. The transcript is spliced from 2 exons. The coding region runs from base 1 to 798 and encodes 265 amino acids. NCBI's taxonomy places the organism in Eukaryota, Metazoa, Chordata, Aves, Psittaciformes, Psittaculidae.